This is a messenger RNA of Wyeomyia smithii (pitcher-plant mosquito), 998 nucleotides long. RefSeq names its product proteasome subunit beta type-4 (gene Prosbeta7). Gene Ontology annotation, cellular component: proteasome core complex. The record is from RefSeq and is a predicted model, not a curated record. The transcript has 3 exons. NCBI's taxonomy places the organism in Eukaryota, Metazoa, Arthropoda, Insecta, Diptera, Culicidae. Bases 135 to 947 code for a protein of 270 amino acids.
CUUUACCUCAAAAUUGUAAACUCAUUGCUUGUUGCUGCACACCGAAACUUGCUUUGGUUAUACGCCGAAUCAAUCUGUAUAAAGAGUAUAAAUUCUAAAUAAUAUUGUCCUUUACAAGUAUACCCAAAGGCAAAAUGUAUCCUGUAUCAUCGAUGAAUGCUGGACCAUUCUGGAGCAACGGACCAAGCCCCGGUGCUUUCUAUAAUUUUCCGGGAGCAAGUGUCGGUAAUAGCUCCAUUGCGGCAGUGCCGGAAACACCCGGUGAAUACGGAACUCAACAUUCCUAUAAUCCAAUCAACACGGGAUCGUCUGUAGUUGGUCUCAAAUUCGCUGACGGUGUAGUAAUUGCGGCCGACAAACUGAUUUCCUACGGCUCUAUGGCCCGCUUUCAUGAUGUGGAUCGGGUUCAUAAGAUUAACGAUAAAACCAUUCUAGGGAUCGGGGGUGAUUUUGCCGAUUUUCAGUUUAUUAAACGAUAUAUUGAUCAGAAAGUCGUCGAUGACAUGUGCCUGGCAGAUAAAAAUGAGCUGAAGCCCAAGUCACUGUACAACUGGCUUACCAGAGUAAUGUAUAAUCGGCGAUGUGAUUUCAAGCCUCUCUAUUUGGACAUGGUUGUUGGAGGAAUGCAGGACGGGGAACCUUUCCUCGGGCACGUUAAUCUUCGUGGCCGCGCAUACACUAGUAAUGUGAUUGCUACUGGUUUCGGAACACACCUUGCCCUACCACUAUUUCGUGAGUAUUCGGAAAAUCCAACUGCCUUUGCCACUUUGAAUAAGCAAAAGGCUGCAGAUCUCACCAAGAGUGUAAUGGAAGUACUGUGGUAUCGCGACUGCCGUAGCGAUCCUAAGUUUUCGCAAGUCUUUUGUACUGCCGAAGGAGUGCAGGAAGAACCAGACUGCUUUGUCAAGCAAAAUUGGGAUUUGGCAACAAUGAUUAAAGGGUACUAAUUUGUCUGAUUCAGUUUCAAUAAAAUAUUAUUAAAAAUAUAUAAAGAAUAA